Molecule: messenger RNA, 8712 nt
Organism: Penicillium hordei
Lineage: Eukaryota; Fungi; Ascomycota; Eurotiomycetes; Eurotiales; Aspergillaceae
Product: AMP-dependent synthetase/ligase
Exons: 2
Coding region: 1-8712 (2903 amino acids)
Biological process (GO): amino acid activation for nonribosomal peptide biosynthetic process; secondary metabolite biosynthetic process
Cellular component (GO): cytoplasm
Molecular function (GO): phosphopantetheine binding; catalytic activity
Source: RefSeq, a predicted model, not a curated record
AUGGGCUAUUCCAGUGUCAUCGACCAGCCAAAACCAAAUAAUUGUAAUGGGGAACAUACUGGAAGCCUGAACGAGCAACAAUUGAGUGUCUUGCGAGAGAUUUGGGCAGAUAUCUUGGAUAUCGACGUUGAGGACAUCGAUCAAGAUGCGCACUUUUUUGAACUGGGUGGUGAUUCAUUAGCGGCAGCGGAGAUAGUGAGAGCAGCCGCAUCACAAGGAAUGCAGAUCUCCCGCGGACAGAUCUUUGCAGCGCCCACAUUCUCUGACAUGGCAUCUCUCAUAUCUUUUGGAGAGCCUGGUGCAUGGGAGGAACCUUCGAGCGCCCUAGCCCCGUUCGCCCUCAUUGAUAGUGAUGUAUCCUUGAUUCGGCAGUUGGCCGCAGAGCAGUGCGGUAUUUCUCCGGAGGAAAUUGAAGAUAUGUACCCGACGACCGCAUUGCAGGCUGGCCUCAUGGCUCGGUCCAUUAGUGUACCAGGUGUAUAUAUGUCUGCGUGGCUCUUUCAGAGCGUCCACCCCGUGGACCCAGUAUGGCUCACAGGUAUACUGCAGCGAGUGGUGCAAAAGCUGCAUAUACUGCGAACUGCAAUGGUGACCUCGGAGGAACACAGCUUUAUGCAGGCUGUCCUGUCACUACCGGCUACCAUCGAUACCAUCCGAGUGCGUUCUAUUUCAGAACUUGACAUUGAAAACCGCAAGCCUGCCAUGACGGUGGGUCGCCCUCUCACAAAGUUUUCUGUGGUCGUCAGCGAAGAUUGCGAUCGGCCAUAUGUUUUAUGGUAUGCACACCAUGCGACAUACGAUAUGUCAAGUGUGGCGCUCGUAGAGCGUCAUAUUGCCGAUCUUGCAACUGGGGAGGAAUUACUCCCGGCACCCCCGAGCUUUGCAUUAUUUGUCGCCCAUAGCAUAGACAUCCGAAAGAGUCCCGAAUGCAAGCCUUUCUGGACUGAGCAGCUGGAUAACUGUCCUGCAUCUUUAUUCCCAUUUGGUGCAAGAGAUGCACCAGCAGUAUUUCGCACAGAUUCUCAGUAUGAGAUCUCCUUCCCAUACGUUGGCACAAACUCUGGCUUCACGAUGGCCAAUCGAAUCCGUGCCGCCUGGGCAUUCCUAUUGGGGUGCUAUGAGCAGUCAGAGGACGUUGUGUUUGGCGUCACCAACGGGGGCCGGUAUGCAGCUGUUCCACAAUGUGCCGAUAUUGUCGGGCCUGCAAUCGCAACUUCGCCCAUGCGGGUGCGUCUGAAUCGCGAGUCGACUGUCGCCGAGUUUCUACAGAAGAUCAGUAUGCAGGCGGUCAACAUCAAUGCCUUUGAGCAAACAGGUCUGGCAAACAUCCAGCAACUGGGCCAGGACGGUGUUCGGGCCUGCAGUUUCCGAACCUUGGUCAACGUUCAAGUCACCGAUGCUGGGCGCGGCAGCAAUUUAUUGACGCCCGUGGAGCCAGAUAAGGUCGAACCUCUCGACUAUGCCCUGGUACUGGAGCCUUUUGUCCUGGGGGGAGGUUCGAAGCUUCGACUCCGUUUGUCGUAUGACAGUCUGAUCAUCCGACAUGAAAAGGUAAUUCAGGUCGCCGCGCAACUGAAAAAGGUACUCCGCCUGUUCACAAUCCACGCAGACAAGAAAAUAAGCGCGAUAGAACAUCUACCCAUUGAUCCCCGCUCAUCGGUGGCUAGUGAGCCUUCAGCACCACCUAGAAAAGUUCCGAAGCCUUUCCAGCUCAUUUCCUCACCUGCGCAUGAAAUUCGAAAGCAUGCCGCCGUGGAGUGCGGCGUAUCUGAGGAUAUUGUACAAGAUGUUUACCCAUGCACACCAGCGCAGAACAGGAUGAUGAUGGCCUCUUUGCGGCAUCCCACAGCGUACAAAUCACACGUCGUCUUCACUCCCCCGGAAGACCAGAACGACACGGAUAUUCUCCAUGCAUGGAAUGCCCUUUACCGUCAGAUGCCUGUAUUGAGAACUCGAUUCUUCCAUAGCCCCAUGGGGGUAACCUCAUCGAAGAACGAUCGUGAACUGCGCAUGUUGCAGGCAGUUAUGGACGAACCCAUCCAAUGGAGUGAAUGGGAGGAUGUACAAGAAUGUUUGUCGGCAGAUCAUGGAUUUAACUUCAGCAGCGGCCAGCCUCUUUCACGCUUUGCUCUUAUUCGAAACCAGCCUGGAGGUGGAAUACGGCAACUCGUCCUCACUACCCACCACUCCAUCUUCGAACCAUCAAUCACACAACCUAUGCUAAGUUUUCUGCAAGAGACAACAGAUGAAAACACUCAUGAUUUGGAAACGAUUCCAUUCGCACUUUGGGCUGAGGCCACAUUGCAGUCCCUGAAAGAGCCAUCCAAAAUCUUUUGGGCUCAAGCGUUGAGGAACUGUCAGGCGCCUUCAUUCCCUAAAGUUCCAGCUACCCAUGCCCCACUCACGACAGAUACGAUGCACACAACCAUUGCUUUAUCUGCAAUUGAGUCUGGAAUUGAAAGUCCUGCCCCGAGCAACACGCUGCUGCAGCUGGCUUGGGCUCUUACCCUCAGCCAAUACUAUGAUUCCAAUGACGUAGUAUAUGGUAUCGCGGUACAGAGUGCGCAUGGCGAUAGACGGAAGGUGAUGGGGCCGACUUUCUCGGUUGUUCCUCAGCGCAUCGUAUUUGAACAUCCCGAUAUGCGAAUGAAUGACUUAACCCGGAUAUUUGAAGAAAGGACGGAAGAACUUAUCGAUCAUGCGCAGUAUGACAUCUCCAUGAUUCGUGAGAUUGAUGACUCAUGUGCUACUGCAUGUGAAUUCCAGAAUCUUCUGGUUUUGAAGACCACCCCAGAUGACAAUGGCACCAGUCCGCUCUACGGAACAUUUAGAAAAGCUGCUGUGUCGACUGUUGCAGGAAAAGUCGUUGCGGGCGCUUCUACUCACAUUCAUAACUUUGCUCUAGCAGUCGAGGUGGCCCCGCUGGGCAACGGGGUGAGUGUUCGCAUGAGCUACGAUCCCUUUGUCUUGAAAGCAGUCCAAGUGCGGCGUCUUAUGUCCCACUAUGAAAGCAUUAUACGUCAAAUUUCCACAUUCGACCAUUCUCGCACUAUCAGUGGCAUCCACCAUGUGCCCGACGACCAUUUGGCGGAGAUUUUAUCCUGGAAUGCCGUCCCUGCACCUCGAGUAUCCUGCGUCCACGAACUCUUUGAAGCGCAGGUGCAAUCUCAACCAUUAUCCCCAGCUGUCUGCGCCCGUGAUGGUGAAUGGACAUUUUCGCAACUUGACAAUGCUGCCGAGAGGCUCGCUAGAUUCCUUCGUUCUAUGGGUGUGGGACCAGGAUCUUAUGUUCCUCUUCUAUUUGAAAAGUGCGGACUUGCUAUCAUUGCGAUGCUUGCCAUCCUCAAGGCUGGUGGCUCGAGCGUUGCACUAGAUCCAGCUCACCCCAAAGACCGAUUGCAAGGUCUCAUCAAUGGCAUGGGAAAGUGCACUAUUCUCUGUAGCCGAGAAAACCACAUCCUGGCUGCCCAGGUUGCCCAACGUGCCAUUGUGCUUGAUGAACAGACUUUAUCAAACCUAUCAAAGCAGCCACUUCAGCGGCGUCUGAGUGAUGAAGAACCUGUCUCGGCGCAAAGUACGGCAUUCGUUCUGUUCACUUCCGGAUCUACAGGUAUGCCGAAGGGUAUCCUAAUCCCGCACCAAGCAUUCUCAAGCAGCAUCCGAGGCCACUCGGAAGUUCUUCGCUUUUCCACGGGGCCAGGGUCUCGCAAUUUCCAGUUCACCGCCUAUACGUCAGAUGUCAGUAUUGGAGAGAUAUUUACCUCUCUUGCAGUCGGAUCCUGUGUCUGCGUACCCUCCGAUUGGGACCGCAAGAACAACAUUGCUGGUGCAAUCAGGGAUCUUAAUGUGAACUGGGCCUUUUUCACACCCAGUGUGGCAACCUUGCUAGUCCCCAGUGAGGUACCAGGUCUCCGCACCAUGGUAUUCGGGGGUGAAACGGCAUCACCAGAGAACUUCCAGACCUGGGCCCCAGCACUACAUUUGAUCAAUAGUUUUGGUCCCGCUGAGUGUUCUAUCUGGACGCACUGCAUUCCGCGCAAAGUCACCCUUGAUGACUUUGGUAGCAACAUUGGCUUCGGAGUCGGUUGUGCAACUUGGAUAACUGAUCCUACCGAUCAUCAUCGAUUGCUUCCCAUCGGAGCUGUCGGCGAGAUGCUUGUUGAAGGGCCGAAUGUUGCAGCAGGCUAUCUAAACGACCCCGUCAAGACAAAUGCUACUUUUGUUCAUGAUCCGGCAUGGAUGCCACCAGACCGGGGAUCGAUGAGACUUUAUCGAUCCGGGGACCUAGCACGCUACCUUCCAAAUGGAAUGGUACAGUUCCUUGGUCGCCGUGAUCACCAAGUCAAACUCAGAGGAUUACGUAUUGAAUUGGGUGAGAUUGAGCACCAGAUUCGCGAACACUUCUCCGACGGCAAUAUGCUAGUGGCGGUAGAUAUUGUCAAUCCUCGGCCAGUAGGUUCCCCGCCUAUCCUGGCCGCUUUCAUUGCUCCCAAAGAGCCUGAACUACCUGAGGACCAGGAAGGGGUGUUGAAUCUGUUGGCAGACAAGUCUGACCAAAUUUGCCAAACUCUGCAUGGCCUAGAGAGUGCGCUAGUUCAAAUCUUACCCCGUCAUAUGGUGCCCGCUGCAUUUGUUCCACUUCGCCAGAUGCCUUUGACGGCCUCAGCAAAGACAGACCGUCGUGUGCUAAAGAACAUCGCAUCGUCUGUCUCAGCAGAGGAGUUGAGUCGGCUGAUGGUGGACGUGCAAUCACGAGAGGUUCCUAGCACAGUCAUGGAAACAAUUCUCGCUAGACUAUGGUCGAGCGCCCUCGGCUGGCACGUCGACGUCGAUCGACAGAACAGCUUUUUCCGUGUCGGCGGAGACUCGCUGUCUGCAAUGAGGUUGGUCUCGUUUGCCAGAAAGGAGAAUGUGCGCAUCAGCGUCGAGCAGGUAUUCCAAAAUCCGAUCCUGCAAGACAUGGCCCAAUGUGCUAUUCUGGACGAGAGCUCAGCCGUGGACGAAUUGAAUGUACUCCCGGACAUCGCACCUUUCUCCGCACUUGGAGAUGGGGAUAAGGUUGCUGGUGCAGUUCGAUCUGCUUCCGUGCAACUAGGAGUUGAAGCAGAUCAAAUCGAAGAUAUCUAUCCCUGCACGCCACUCCAAGAGGGCUUACUCGCUUUAUCUCAGGACUCACGAGGAAGCUACGUUGCACAAAUGGUGUUCGAGCUGCCCGCUGACAUUGAUCGUCCUCGCUUCGAGUCUGCUUGGGUAUCCUUGCUGGAGGAAUGGCCCAUAUUGCGGUCGCGCUUUUUCCAAUGGCACCAAAGCAAUGGUACUUCGCAAUUGAUGCAGGUGGUCGUGAAGGGACGGACACGAUGGCUUCGUGCUCGCCGUCUCUCUGAAUACCUAAAGCUCGACCGCCGAGAUCAUAUGCAGCUUGGAGAUCGUAUGUUGAGGCUUGCUGCCUUCACAGACACAUCUGAUAAGAAGCAAUACUUCGUUAUGACUGCCCACCAUGCCAUCUACGAUGGCUGGAUGCUAGCUCUUCUCUUUACUGCCCUCCGUCGCUCCUAUUUGGGCCUUCCUGCGUUGGAGACAACCCCAUAUCGCGUGUUUGUGAACGUCAACUUGGCAGACCGCAACAACGAGGAGAGCCAACGUUUCUGGCAACGGUAUGUCUGGGAUGCUGACCGGCCAUCAUGGCCAGAACUUCCUUCUCCUGACUUCAGGCCCAAGCCCACCUCCGUCAGGAAGCUGGCAACACACUUCUCUCCUGGUAACCAGAGGAAUUUCACCCCUAACACCAUAAUGCGAACUGCAUUUGCAAUUCUCCUCGGAGCUUACUCCCAUUCGGAGAAUGUUGUUUUCCCAUCCACGGUGUACGGGCGUACUUCUGGUCGGUCUUCAGCAGCAACAGUUGCAGGCCCCACGAUGGCUACAGUUCCUGUUCUAGUUCGCCUGGAACGUCAGUCAACAAUCCACAAAAUUAUGGAUACUGUCCAGGCGGAAGGAGCUGAGAUGUUAACCCAUGAGCAAGAGGGUCUCCAGAAUAUAAAGCAGUACAACCGUGGUGCUUUGGCGACUAUCGACACUCAAAGCCUCUUAGUCGUCCAAGUAGACCAGCCUUCCGAGGAUUGGAAGAAUCACGACUUUGCUCUGCGCUCCGUUGAUGUGUCAGGACUGGCCAAUGGUUUUCUCAGCAGCGCCCUGGUGCUUGAGGCUACCAUUUCUGGGAAUGAGCUUCAUCUUCACAUGACUCAUGAUGACCGUGUUGUUGCUCCACUCCAAGCCGAAAGUUUCGGGCCCGCAGAGACUUCCAUAUGGUGCCACGCGCAUCCUCAUUUCACGGUGACUGACGAUGGCUCGGAUGUCGGAUGGUCAAUUGGGUGUGCUACAUGGAUCGUGGACCCGGAGGACGCUAGCCGGCUGAUGCCCGUUGGCACAAUCGGCGAGCUUGUUGUGGAGGGUCCCAAUGUGGCAGCCGGGUAUUACAAAAACCAGGAAAAGACAGAGGCCGCAUUCCCGGCGAGUUUGCCUUGUUUACCAUCGGGUCAGCGCCAGCGCAUCUACAAACUCGGUGACUUAGCUCGACUCUUGCCUGACGGUCGUUUGCAAUUCCUGGGCCGUAAGGAUGGACAAGUGAAAGUGCAUGGCCAGCGUGUGGAAGUGGGUGAUGUGGAAAAUAUGAUUCGUCUAGCCCUUAGUGACAACCACCUCGAAGUCGCCGUGGAAAUGGUCAAGAUUCCCGAUGAGCUUACUGGCUCACGCCUCAUCGCGUUUAUUAGCUGCACCCCGGCGGAUCAACCACAGGAUCGGAACAAUCCUGCAGUUUUGACAAAUGACGAAGGACUUCUGGCUUUCCAGAAACGAACCAGUUCUCUCCGGGAGGAACUCGCUGCGCGCCUGUCCAAGCACAUGAUCCCUAGCUUCUUUGUACCUUUGACUAGCAUGCCAUUAAGCGCAUCAGCCAAGAUGGAUCGAAAGCUCUUGGGCUCCAUUGCCAGAAACCUGGAAAUUUCCGAGUUGGCACGCUUCUCCCUCUCAUCGCAUAGAGACAUAUUGCCACCGGAGACCCGAGUACAGAAGCUUCUUCAUUCUCUGUGGAGUUCUGUGCUGAUGCUCAAUUCAGAUGACUUCGGUAUUGAGGCAGACUUCUUUGAAUGCGGUGGCGAUUCAAUCGGGGCUAUGAAACUGGCCUCCCUUGCACAUGCUGCCGGUACUCUGCUAUCUGUACAAGAUGUGUACGACAAUCCCCGUCUGGGCAAACUCGCGAGUACCAUAGAAGGCAGGGCCCCCACAGAUCUUGUAAAAUCUGUUUCCGAGAUCGAAGCAUUCUCCCUGCUCCCAACGGAUCAUUUCGAUGAGCUAGAUACGCUCAUUUCCCGAGUUGCCUCAGUGUGUGGGGUCCGGCCUGAGCAGGUUGUUGACAUCUACCCAUGCACACCCAUUCAGCGUUCAAUGAUAAAGAGGACCGCCACUCAUCCUGAGGCAUACUGGAUGCACAACACUUUCGAGCUCACUUCGGAGGUUGACGAGCUCCUCCUCAAACAGGCAUGGCAGGGUGUCGUCGCCUCUCACAGUAUCUUGCGCACACGUAUUCUCCCGCACAACGGCCAGUAUGUGCAAGCGGUUCUGGAUGAGUUACACGAAGUCCAGCCCGUCUCUGGGGUGUCUCUAGAUGAAUUUUUCAUCGCUUCUCGCGAUCGCCAAUUUACUGAUGGGCAGCCGCUCCUCCACGCUUCAAUGGUAUCCGACGACUCGCGGCGGUACUUUGUCCUGAAGUUCCAUCAUGCCGUAUACGAUGCUUGGUCGUUAACAAAAAUCUGCGAAUCGUUGCAACGACAAUAUCUCCGCCUAGCAGAUCAGGUUAACAUUCCGAGCAUGUCAGAAACCCCCAUUAUCGGAUUCAACUACUUUGUCAAAGCCGUCCAACAACAGAAUCAGGCCCAUGCGCUUGAUUUCUGGAGCAAAUACCUUCUCGGGACGAAGACUUCAUCCUUGGCUCCAUCAUAUGAGGGCUACAAUGCUGACAGUACCAUCCGCCAUCGCAUCGCACUCCCAGACCCAAUGGUGACAGGUAGCUCGACCACACCUGCAGUCAUGGUCUAUGCCGCGCUCGGGCUGGCACUUCAUAAGCAGCUUCAAGUGCCAGAUACCAUCCUCGGCCUGAUCUCUAUCGGUCGUUCCCUUCCACUUACUGAGGAGCUGGUCGGUCCCACAGUCACAAGGGUUCCACUGCGUAUCAAUCACAAAAAACAGAGCAACCUCCACGACUAUCUUUUACAUGUCCAAUCUCAGGCCCGACAACCUACAGCCUUCGAGCACGUGGACUUUGAACAGGUUGUGCGUUUGCAUUCUGAUGCGCAUGAUGCUUGUCACGCCGCACCUCAGGUCGUUGUUCACCCAUAUGAUCCAUACACAGAGCAGCCUACGGCUAAGAUGGGACUCCUCAGGCAGGAGCUCUCGGUGGUGAAUAACGACGGUAUUGCACUGUCUAUUGAUAUAUCAUUGGUACUUCGAGAGAGGGCACUAGAGGCGUUGGAUGUGCGUCUCAUGUUUGCCAGCAGCAUUGUUGGAGAGGAAAAGCUGCGGCUCCUUGUUGGAGAUUUGAACGCAAUCAUGUUGAAGAUUCACGCUUUGCAGGGCGACUUGCACUCGGCUACGGUGGAAGAAGUCUUGCGGGGAGUACCAGGAACUGCAGUUGAGCUGGCCGUAGAAAGGAUUCAGUGA